Molecule: messenger RNA, 9630 nt
Organism: Porites lobata
Lineage: Eukaryota; Metazoa; Cnidaria; Anthozoa; Scleractinia; Poritidae
Source: the annotation of a GenBank genome assembly
AUGUCAAGAAAGGGUUACGAGACCCUAGCAACCAAUGAAGAUAACACGAAUCAGUCUUUUCAUCCUACAAACUCUGCAAAUCUUUUGUCUCUUCUGACUUUUUGGUGGAUGAACAAUAUAUUUUCAAAAGGGAAUAAGCGGCCUCUGAACCAAUCAGAUUUUCUACCACUUCAUGAGGACGACAAAGCACGUGACCUAACAGAGAGACUUCAGAAAGAAUGGAAUGACCAACUCCUCAAAUGGAACAACUCCCAGGGAAAACAACCCAGACUUUGGAGAUGUGUUUUAAGAACACUAGUUUCCAAAGUAACGCUAUUUCAUUUGAGCGUUUGGGUCUUCGAAUCCUUCUUUCGGAUAACACAACCGCUUUUAAUCGGAUUUCUCCUUAGCAUGUUAAGUUCCAAUGAGAUAAAUCUUUCCCUAGUAUACGCGUGCUGUUGGCUCUUAGCAUCGAUUGGAUUCUGUUACUUCGGCAAACAAUACUCUGUCUAUAAUCUUGAAUUAUUAGGCAUGAGGACAAGCAGCGCCCUCAAAGGAAUCAUCUACCUCAAGGUGAGAACUUUAACGCUGUAAUAAUACAGUUGUGACUAGAAUGGAUACCUUAAUUAAAAUGAGGAUAGACACCUUAUGUUUGUUACACAACGCUAUAUACUCCUCCUAGAGAACAAUUUAUGCGAAUUUAUUGGGCAGAUUUUUGAGAAAAGUGAGGACAAUCAGAGUAAGGUAAAGUUGUGCAAGGAAAAGAGUUGAAUAUUGGGUUUAUGAACAAAGAAGAGUGAUAGGGUUAAGCACUCUUUUAAAAACGGUUUCAAAAAUGUAUCAAAGCUUUGUUAAGUAAGUAAGUUAAAAUCAGUUAACGGUGUCGGCAGUUAGCCCUUGAUGGUGUAGUGGAUACGGAUGUGGAAUUUGCCUCAAAUGAUGCGGGUUCAUGACGUACAAACUAACUGCUGUUUUCUUCCAUUUUUUAUUCUCUUACUUAUGACUUUAAGUUAUAAGGCUGCGUGCAAACGUGCAACAACUCCCAACUAUGUUGGCACCUGCAGUGCAUCGUGGGAAGGAUAUAACCCAUAAGUCUUUGUAAGUACCAUGCGUAAUGAGCGUGCGUGGCCCCAACAAUAUUGGAAGAGCUGUGCAAGCAGAUCCAACAUUGUUGCUCUACGCUUCGGAGAUCAGGGAACAAAAGAAAUGUUGGGAGUUGUUGGCUGAAAAGUUUGACUGGUUUCAAACUUUGCGCGACAACACGCAACAACAUGCAACAGGGUGUGCAAACGGACGCAACAUGUAACAUCCAACAAUGUUGGGAGUUGUUGGCCAACAAUGUUGCGUCCGUUUGCACGGGGCUUAAGACUCCUAUCAUGUAUUUUGAGUAAAGAUGACAAUCUGAUUUUAGGGUAUCCAUUCUGGUCACAACCGCUGUGAUACGUAGUAAAUUUUAUGAAGAAAGUCUUGUGAUGUAAGUCCAGACAUAUAACAAUUUUAAUACAACGGUUAUAUAUGAGUUCGAUUAUCAGGCUGGAGCUCGGAAUUAUUAGUGAGCUUUCUGGUGUUAGAUUUCUCCUUCUUCUAAAUGAUAUCUAUCCUUUAUACCAAUGCUUGCUGUUUUUGCUCAAUGCAGGCCGCAGGCUUAUUCAAAAUUUAAUAUCCGGUUGUUUUUAAUUUGCGUUAAGUGCUGUCUUGUCGCGCGCUUGUAGUUUACAUCUUAUACAGUGCCUUUACUCCAGGCCGAAAGAGCCUUGAGAGGUUGCUCACUGUGCUCGCCCGCACUUCUAAAUUGUUAAAUUUCAGAAUCCAUUGCCUAACAUCAGCUAAUAUUUAACACCACUUAAGGAGGGCUGAACCUUCCGUUUUAUACAUGAUCUAAAACGACGGUGGAGUAGCCCUUCUAUUUCUUCGUCUGUCCACGUAAAACUUUUCUGCGGCAGCCAUUUAGUUUUACCGCAGUUUUGACUAAGUACAACAUGAUUGGUUUUAUCUCGUGUUAAAAAAUAUUUAGGUCGCUGCCCUCACUCGUUAAAUGUUUUCGCACCACUCGUAGGGAAAUUUCGUAUCUCCGCGCGGCGUUGUUAAUAUCCCCAUUAUUUUUUAAUCUACUGCUAUCAGGAGCCCAUCACCAGUGAUGGGCUGACUCCUCACUACCAUCUAAGCGCCACACAGCAUACGGGAAUUUUUCCUUUCUUCUUUUUUGACUUUUAUAAUGACAUUUCUCUCCUCCGAAGAGGUUCGAUGGAGGCAUUAUUGGAUUUUCUCUGCCCUAAGUGGGUCGGAAGGGUAGGGAGCAAAACCAGAAAGAUUCACUUUCUCUCGCCUUGCUCCUACGAGCCUAUGCGGAGGAGAGAGUUGUACAGGGGCACCCAACGUCAAUUUUCGGAAAAUAUCUCUUCGGAAGACGAUUUGAGAUCUAGAAUUUUCGGAACAUUUGUUGUAAAAUCUCUUGCUUGUCUGCCUAUCCUUGGAUUUUUGAACAUCUACAAAAUGGUAUUAUUGCCCAUUUUUAACGGAUUUUUAACCUGAAAAGGUCACCUAGAAUUUUCGGGAGCCUUUUUUCUGGCUGAAAUCUUUUGAUCGCUAUAAUUUUGGGAUCACUAGACUUUCAGCUAGGAAAUCCGAACAGAUGAAAAAUUUUUAGGGGAUAAAAAUAUGCCUAUAUCUACCUUUUAAAUAAUAAAAUACUUUAACAAUGCUGUGUUUAAGUGCUUUCGAACUAUAUUCUCGUUGGGUGCCUCUGGUUAUAAAAUUUUUCAUUCCUGAUCAGACCACUCACAAUUCCAGUUAUACUGUAAGCAGCUAUUCACAGUUUGUUUUUAACUGAUUUUUUUUUGGCAGAUCCCUCUUGUCAGUCGGCAGGAUCUUCUAGAAACAACAACAGGCAACAUUUUUGACUUGAUAUCAAAUGAUGUCCAAAGAAUUGAACAGGCUCCUGUACCUUUUACCAGUUUACUUUUUAAAACCCCCUUGGAACUUAUUGCUGUCGUUUGCUUACUGCUGUACUUAAUCGGCUGGCAGCCUUUAAUGGGAGUGUUAUUUAUACUGAUGUUAAUCCCUGUCUGUAUGAUCAUCUCAUACUUUUGUGCUGAACUUCGUAAGAACACCGCUAAAGUAACGGACCGACGUAUUUCUCAAAUGAGCGAAGUGGUCUGUGGAAUACGUGCGUUGAAAGCACAUGCUUGGGAAGAAAACUACAAGGAAAGGGUGCAGGAAGUAAGAAGGUAAGUAAGAAAUUUAAAAAUAGCAAGGGAAUGAGAGGAGAGAGGUUGGAACUGAUUUCACCGCAUACUUAUUAAGGUGAUUUAGUGAGGGACAACGUAGAUAUCAGUUUCCAGGCGAUAAAGCCCAUGACAAAAUUACGAGAAUCAGUUAAGGUGGCGUUGAAUACAGAGAAAUUCGCCCUUUGGACGCAAAUGAACUAAAAUGCACGGGAAAUCAUGAGCGUGUGGCAGCAUAAUGAGGGUUAAACGAAACGAACACUUCGUUGAACUGGACUAAAUGAUUGAUCAUAAUAUAACGUACAUAUCAAAUUAAUAUAACACUUGCACCUGUCAUUGCAGAGAGGUGACAAUUAUGGGAAAGUAGGCUUAGAAAUGCAAUGCAUGGAAAUGGUAAAUGUUCUGUUACAGUGCUAAAUCGCAUCGGUUUGCUUUAGAAGCGGUUAAACAUUAUGUUCAAGGCGAAACCCAGGGGGUUCUCAACAAAAUUUCAUACAGGGAGGCUCCGCUCCGAGGUCCAACCUCUUAAAAGGCAGUACCCCUGGGGGACACAAUGGCAAAAAUCAACAUCUGAUUAUUUUUCCCGACAUGAGUUAUCUUUGCGGUUUUUUCCCGAAUCAUGAUGUUUAACUCCUGGGAGGUAUUCCCUAUCAUGGCCUACACGGGAAGGCCCGUCCCGAAAGGGGUACCUUUUUCAGGCUUCAGGUAUAAGAAGAGGUAGGGGUUUUACUAGUUGAAGUAUAUAAAAGGGUAGGGAAAUGUGUGAUCUUGGUCUGCAAAAUUUUUGUUAUUUGUUUACUUCCUAGGAAUGAAAUCUGGAUGCUCACCAAAAAGAGCUUCCUUUUGUCGAUCAUUGGUAGCUUUCUGUUCGCAAGCUCAGCAGCGACCUUUUUGUCUAUGCUAGCUCUUGUUCUAACAGGAGAAUAUCGUUCGCCUUCAAGAGCCUUUAUGAUACUUGCCUUCAUGAAAACUCUUCGUUCAGUGUCUCUCAGGCUGGCUGAUGGUGCCCCACUAGCAUUCGAGUUAUUCGUCUCCUUUCAAAGAAUAGAGAGAUUUCUCCUUUUAAAUAACGUAGCCCUGGAUCCCGUAGACUACAAUGACGGCGCAAGCAAUCAAUUAUUGAUCCGAAAGUCAUGCCCCAAAGACCGCUGUAUAAAUCAAAAGGUUUCCUUACAUGACGGUGAUGCAGGUGAUGAGCAGCCACUGGCAAGAAAACUACGGGAUGAAAGUUUAUCAGUUUCGAAUCUUACCUGUAAAUCAGGUGACAAGUAUCUUCUUCGAGAUGUCAGUUUUGAUUCAUCUCGCAGAAGCCUAACUGUAAUCACUGGUCAAGUUGGCAGUGGAAAAUCAACCCUGCUGGCUGCCAUUGCUGGUGAGGCGGCCAAAACACGUGGUAGUGUUCUAUUCCCUGGAAAUGUAUCUUACGUCCCACAAAGUGCCUGGCUCUUUUCCGGAACAUUCAGAGAAAAUAUAUUAUUUGGUGAGCCAUAUGAUAAAGAGAAGUACGCCGAAGUUAUUGACGCCUGCGCACUGAGAGAGGACGUCGGGAGAUUUCCAAAUGGCGACCUAACAUUCGUUGGCGAACAAGGUGUUACACUCAGUGGCGGUCAGCGUGCACGCGUUAGUUUGGCACGCGCAGUGUACGCUGAUGCAGACGUGUAUCUGUUGGAUGACCCUCUAAGUGCCGUGGACGCGAAAGUUGGCGAACACAUAUUUAAUCAAUGUAUUUGCAAAUUACUGCAGAAUAAAAUUACCAUUUUGGUGUCAUAUGGAAAGACACACAUGAUCGCAGCUGACCAGGUUGUGGUUCUCCACGAAGGAUCCGUGCUUGGAAAAGGUAGUUUUAAUGAGCUGCAAGGCAGAGAAGAAAUUGUUGCCGUCAUCGAUGCAUCUGUCAACGAGGAAAAGCCGACACCUCCUACACUAGGUACGGAAGAUGGCAUUGCGCAUUCACGUUUUGAGAAGUCCACUGGUAGCUUUGAUGAGCAUUUGGAGAUCGAAGAGGAAGAGAAAGCUAUUGGAAAAAUUUCAGCAACAAUGUACUGGGAAUAUUUCAAGGCAGGAACACAUCCAGCAGUGGUGAUUUUCAUUCUCUCUUUCUUCGUGGGCGCGCAAGGUUAGUGAGCUGAGUUUUUUUUAACAAAGUUCUCAACAAACAUUACACGUUUCAUAAAAUAAGUUAUCCCAAGGCGUUUGAGUUCUUUACUGGAAACUAAGUUUCAAAUAAAAUUGCCGUUAGUUAACUGAUUAGAUGUCCCGAGUAAUUUUAAGCUAAUUUUAUAAUUGUUUUGAAUUAAGUCAAUCAAAUUAAUAGCAACUUCAGUACAAUAUAAUGGCGGUUGGAGUCAGUAUUAAUUUUAGCUUCAAAUAGUUUAUAAAUCCGGUCUCAGAAGGUUUUCUUGAAGUUAAGAAUGUAGUUUGGGGAUCGGGACAGGGCCCUUAUUGCAGGGAUUGGCCUUUUUUUCGGGGGACCCGUGUUUGCUCGAAUAAAUAAGAAACCGAACAACUCUGGCCAAAUUUUAUAGUUUCUUUAAAAAAUUAAGUUUAAAAAAGCAGUUGAAAACAAAACAUAAGCAUAAAGCUCUAACAAAUUUUGACGUGUAUUGUCUUUUUUUUUUGUUUCUUUUAUCAAAAAGCUCUUAUAGUGUCUCCUGAUCUAUGGCUUUCGCAUUUGACCAAGAUGAGUUGGGGAGCCCAGCAAGAAUCCAAAACCUGGUAUAUCUACGCCAGUUUUGUCUCCGCUGCAUUGAUUGUCGCUGCCAUUCGCGUUUUUUUAUUCUUCUUUAUGUGCCUCCGAUCCGCUGAAAACCUCCACAACAAAAUGGUAUCCAGCCUUCUUCAAGCAAAGGUGUUAUUUUUCGACACAAAUCCAGCAGGACGAAUUUUAAACAGAUUUUCCAAAGACAUUGGUUGCCUGGACGAACUAUUACCUGCACUGUUUGCUGCGUCCAUGCAGUUAAAUUUGUCAAUGUUGACAGCCGCUGUGUUACCAGCGUUCACGAAUGUUUGGCUCUCUUUUGUCUGUUUCCCUGUUAUUGGUAUUUUCUUGUGUUUAGCGUGGUAUUACUUAAAGACUUCAAGAGAAUUGAAGAGGUGGCAGUCAAUAUGUCGCAGUCCUGUUUUCUCUCACUUCUCAGAGACUAUAGCUGGCUUGGACACCAUUCGCACUCGAAAAAGGGAAAGGGAUUUCAUUGAUCAAUUUUAUCGGUAAGUUGAGUCAUGUUGGUCAUACUGGCAUAUUUGGUUAGCGUAAAUUAUCACAAUUGACACUAACUGUCAAUGUCUCACAUGAACGUAAAGAAACUGUCCAUAACAGUCAAUCGAACCCAACACUUUCAAGCUUGCAAGCUGCGUAAGACGAUUAACCGAGUGUAGUAUGAAGAGUUUCAACUCAAGUCCGGCCAUUCAGCAGCUAGAGCCACCAAUAGACGGGUCAUAGCCCGGGGGGGUACUCCCUAUGAUGGCCUUUACGGGGAGGCUCCACCCGAAAGGGGUACCUUUUUCAGGCCUCAGGUAUAUGAAAGAGUAGGGAUUUCACUUGUUGAAGUAUAUAAAAGGGUAGGGAAAUGUGUCAUUUGGGCCUGUGAAAGGACCCAAAAGGGCUGACAGAUGAAUUUUAUGGAUUUCGAAAGUCGAGAAAACGUUCUAUUCAGUUUUGUGAUUGAUUCCUAUUUAAAAGACAGUGCAUUUACAGAAGUUAAACGCAAAAAUAAACAAGGUAUGUGAAAGGGGUACCAUUUGUCAAUAGGAGGUAUACGAAAGAGGUACCUUUUUCGUGAAAAAUUGUAUAUAAAGGGGUAAGGGGUUGGACCUCGGGGUGGAACGUCCCCGUAUAAACAUUUAUUGAGUACCCCCAUUUGUUGAGGAUUUCUUAGUGGCUGAAACAAGCAGUAUCAAAUGUUAGAAGUUUUAGAACUCUGCGCUCGGGUGUGAGCUUAACCUACAGCCUUCAAUAAAAAUGAAGUUAAAUCUCGACCUUGUAGUCGUCCACGUUCUCGAAUCUAAAGGUCUCUAAUGACUCAUUGUAGCCAUUUCUCUCAUUUGCAGACGUCAGGAUGUACACAAUCAAGUAUUUUCCAUGACACUUUCCAGCAAUCGAUGGCUUUGUGUGAGAGUAGACAUCUUAAGUUCAUUCCUUAUUGCAGCAGUGGCUACACUUUCAGUUCUUGUCACCGAGGAACCAGGUAAACAGUAGAGAGCUGAGAACCCGCGGCAACAGAUCAAAGAUUUUUUCGUAGUAGUUUAAGCUCAGUAAAACGUAUGUGCCUAGCUCCGCCGGAGGUCACUUAGUGCUCCAUCUCUUUUCAUUCCUGAUAAGUAACUACCUUAAGCCCUCCCCCGGGGGGGGGGGGUACUUUCAGAAAAAAUGGGUGGGGGUGGGGAUAUGCGGCACUCUUCCUGAAACCUUUAGCCUAUUUCAGACCAAAAUCUGUGUUUUUCCCUACCUUUUUACUGACCUGAUCAAAUUUGAUACCCUAUUUCAGACCUGCCUUAUAAUCAGUUCCUUAGGUCAGACCAAUGUUAAAGACAAUGUUUAUACGCUUUUAUUAAGGAGGAUACAAAAAUCUUCAAAUUUUCGAGCUUAAAGGGAAAUGGUCUUAUCAUCUAAUGACGAAGAAGAAGCUUCUUCUAAAAAACAUACCCAAUUCAAGACUAGGGUGCACAAACCAUACCCUAUUUCAGACCAAAACGGCUAAAAACCUAUACCCUUUGGCGCCGCACAUACCUCAAUAGCCUAUAUAAGGGAGUACCCCCCCCCCCCCGAGCUUAAGCCCCAUUUACAUCAAAGCUAAACGUGUUUAAAUGCUGUCAGUACUAAACAGCAUUUAAACUGAGUUAAACACGGUUUAAAAUUGUUUCCUUCAUAAAAGCCAGCAAAUUUAGUGCAAAUAAAUUACAAAACAGGUUGAAUUUCAUUUGAAUCCUGUGUUAAAACCAGUUUUCCAUGUCCGCUUUUUAUUUUUUAAAACCUCGUUUGAUUUAAACAUGUUCAGUUGGUGUGAAUGGGGCAUUAGUCAUGUUUCCCCACAAAUUCUCUCAGACAAUGACUCUUAGACAAAUCCACUAAGUAAUCUCGCUACCAUAUGCGAGGUUGAUGCUUUAAAUCUCUUCACUUUAAAGAACAGAUUGAAAGUAUUAUCACUGGUAGCAGUAAAGUAGACUUCUUGAUGAAUCUUACUCAUGAUUACACGCAUUCUGUGGGCACUCGAUGAACAUCGGAAAAAUUAAAUUAUUUAUGCGCGGCAGGAAUACCUCAGUCGAUACAGCACUUGACUGCAGAGCGGAAGGUCGAGGGUUCGAUUCCCAGGGCCGGACCAAUAACACUGUCUUGAAAUAACUGAGAAAUGAGUUACUUCCUUUGUCCUGCAAACGGCUAGACCUUCGAGUGGCUCCGAUGACCACGUAAAAAGGCGGUCCCCUAUCCAGAAGGAGACGUGUCCUCAUUUAGUACUUUCGUGUUAAAUACAUUGACACUCAUAUUAAGUGCAUUUUUUUAUUGUUUUUGUUUAUAGCUUUGAUUGGACUUUCUCUUGCAUACGUGAUUGAAACAACAAAUGUAGCUUCAUACGCGGUGCGAAAGUUUUCGGAUGUGGAGAACUUUAUGACGUCAUUUGAGCGUGUCAAAGUCUACACCAACCUCGACGCAGAGCCAGGAUACAAAACAGAAAGCAUGCCCCCCAUUAACUGGCCUCGUGACGGUCACGUGAGCUUCACAAAUGUUUCCUUGAGGUAUUACCCAGGUGGGCCGCAAGUGCUCAAGGAUUUAACCUUUAAUAUUAAAGGACGACAAAAUUUGGGAAUUGUUGGCAGAACAGGAUAUGGAAAGUCGUAUAUCGUGGCAGCCCUUUUGCGCAUGCCUGAAGCUGAGGGGGGAAUAUUCAUUGACGAUGUUUCAGUAAACAGAGUUCAGCUGCAAGAAUCGCGAAGGUGCAUCUCUGUACUCAGCCAAUCGCCUGUCCUCUUCAGUGGCUCGCUUAAGACGAAUCUUGAUCCUUUGAAUAAACAUAGCGACAAUGAGCUAUGGAAUGUCCUUAAAGAGGUCAAGUUAAAUCGCCUGGUUGAAGACCUCGAGGGGCAACUUGACUUCAAGCUUUUAGAGAGAGGCGAAAACCUAAGUGUUGGUGAACGGCAGCUGAUCUGCUUAGCUCGCACAUUACUACAACAGAGUAAGAUCGUUAUCUUAGAUGAACCAACUGCGCACGUGGAUCCAAACACAGAAAGGACCAUUUGGGCAACCGUGAAGGAGAAACUUAAGAACUCUACAAUCAUCACCAUAACUCAUCGACUUAAUACCGUCAAAGACUGUGAUUUAAUUUUGGUAUUAAGAGAAGGCCAGGUGGCCGAAAUGGACACAUUCAAUGCACUUAUGCGGCAACAGGGAGGAAUUUUUCAAAGUUUGGCUGCGUCUCAGGGAUUACUUUCUUAG